Molecule: messenger RNA, 1058 nt
Organism: Acaromyces ingoldii
Lineage: Eukaryota; Fungi; Basidiomycota; Exobasidiomycetes; Exobasidiales; Cryptobasidiaceae
Product: putative 40S ribosomal protein S3
Exons: 2
Coding region: 42-848 (268 amino acids)
Biological process (GO): translation
Cellular component (GO): cytosolic small ribosomal subunit; nucleus
Molecular function (GO): structural constituent of ribosome; RNA binding
Source: RefSeq, a predicted model, not a curated record
CUCUUCCAGAACGACUUGCCUAUUCGACAUCGCUAGCAAUCAUGGCUGCCGCAAACAUCUCCAAGAAGAGGAAGUUCGUCGCUGACGGUGUCUUCACCGCCGAGCUCAACGAGUUCUUCACCCGCGAGCUGUCCGAGGAGGGGUACUCUGGCUGCGAGGUCCGUGUCACGCACGCCAGGACAGAGAUUAUCAUCCGAGCCACCCACACCCAAGAGGUCCUCGGUGACAAGGGUCGCCGGAUCCGCGAGCUCACCGCCCUCGUUCAAAAGCGCUUCAAGUUCCCAGAGAACUCGCUCGAGCUCUACGCCGAAAAGGUGCAGAACCGUGGUCUCCACGCCGUCGCGCAGUGCGAGUCGCUCCGCUACAAGCUCCUCGGUGGUUUGGCUGUCCGUCGUGCCGCGUACGGUGUCCUGCGCUUCGUCAUGGAGUCGGGCGCCAAGGGAUGCGAGGUCGUUGUCUCGGGCAAGCUUCGCGCUGCUCGUGCAAAGUCGAUGAAGUUCACCGACGGUUUCAUGAUCCACUCCGGUCAGCCUGUCCGCGACUUUGUCGACGAGGCUGUCCGCCACGUUCUGAUGAAGCAGGGUGUCCUCGGCAUCAAGGUCAAGAUUAUGCACGGCUGGGACGCCUCGCACAGCGGUGUUGGCAAGCCUUUCCCUCUUCCCGACGCGGUCACCAUCCUCGAGCCAAAGGAAGAGGCCCCCAUUACCGCCCCCGUCUCAGAGUCUCGCCAGGCUCCGGCAGCUCCCAUCGGUGGCGUGGCUCCUGGCCAGGCACUUCCAGGACAACCGGAUGUACCUGCGCAGGCUCAGCAGGCGCAGGCCGAGGUCAACAACAUGGGCCAGUUCUAACGAAAAUGGCUCUUUGUGCUGGCCAAAAGGCAGAGAGGCUCGAUCAGACGCCGACCUCCUGCUCCCCUUAAGACGUCUCUCUUCUCUCUCUCUCUCGAAUCCAACCUCCAAACUCCCCAUUCCACCUUUUUGACACAUUCUCUUCCCAUUUCAUUGUACGAUGACUUCUUUCACACCAUAAAAAAAUGACAAGCAUGGGCAUUUCAUCUG